GGCGCACCAGGCUAGGACGAGGCUCCGUCGAUGAGAACGUGCUGUCCGUUGCGCGUGCGCAGUGUCGGGGGCAAGUCGGGGUUGAGUGGGUAGCCAUGGCGGCACAGUGCUCGGGUUUGGUGCGACGGACUCUCCCGGCGUUCGCCCUCUCGCUCCGGACCUCUUCUAGGCUGCUCUGUACAGCAGCAAAACAGAAAAAUAAUGGCCAGAACUUAGAAGAUGAAUCCAGUCCAAAUGAACAGAAGACAGAUAGUACCUCUGCAGAGAAGACACUAACUGACGAGAAGAUCAAAUUAGAAGAACAACUGAAAGAAACUUUGGAAAAGUACAAACGAGCCUUAGCAGAUACAGAGAACUUGCGGCGACGGAGCCAGAAAUUGGUAGAAGAGGCAAAACUAUAUGGUAUUCAAGGUUUCUGUAAAGAUUUAUUAGAAGUUGCUGACAUUUUGGAAAAGGCUACAGAAAGUGUCCCAAAAGAUGAAAUAAAGGAAGAAAACCCUCAUUUGAAGAACCUGUAUGAGGGUCUUGUUAUGACUGAAGUCCAGAUUCAAAAAGUGUUCAAAAAGCAUGGUUUGCUCAAACUAAAUCCUGUUGGUGCCAAAUUUGAUCCCUAUGAACAUGAAGCCUUGUUCCAUACUCCAGUAGAGGGGAAGGAGCCUGGCACCAUUGCACUAGUAACCAAAGUUGGGUAUAAGCUACAUGGCCGAACCUUGAGACCUGCUUUGGUGGGUGUUGUUAAAGAACCGUAGCCGUCUAACUCUUAACCUACACUUAAAUGCCAUACAGCUAUUAAAUGGAUACUUUCUCCUUCAAACACUUCACAUUUUCUCACUCUUCAUGGAAGGCUUAAAGUAACCAGUGGCUCAACAGAAAAUUCACCCACUCUUGAAAUUGCAUUAUUUAAUGAACUGAAUUAAUUUGGAAGGUCUGCAAAUUGAUUUUAGUGUUGGAUAUUUAAAGAACAGAGCCUCUGAGGCACUCUUGUACUUGUAUAGUAUCUUGAAUAAUGUUUUAUUUGUUAAAAACCCUGGCUACUUAAAAGGUAUGUUCAAUGAAUAAAAUGUCUCCAGGAAUUCUACAGUGUGACUGUCCAAACAGAUCUAUGGGUUUGAUUUUGGGGUUUGGUUUUUUUAACUGUUUCUCAUCCUGGAGUUUUUUUUUUCUUUGAUACUAUGAAAAGGUUAUGAAAAAGCUCUUUGAAAUUUAUAAAAUGACUAGAUGAAACUAGAUUUUCUCUCUGCAACAAAUUUUGUAAUAAUCUUUUAGGGAGAAGUAUACUUAGUUUCCUUGUUUAUAUUUGUGUCUUGCUGCCAAACGUUUUGGCGGCUCCUUUUCCUUGGGAUACAUUGGUAUGUAUGCAGUGCUGUUUAUUCUGAACCAUUAUGUGAACUUCAAAAACUAUUUAAAUAGUAUCUUAAGUACUAUAUGUGAUCCAACUACCACUAAUAAUUUCCCCCAAGAUUUGGAUUUUAUUUCAGACCUUAAGGUAAUAAACCAUUUUUAGUAGU
Messenger RNA from Dromiciops gliroides (monito del monte), 1508 nucleotides. RefSeq names its product GrpE like 1, mitochondrial (gene GRPEL1). Lineage: Eukaryota; Metazoa; Chordata; Mammalia; Microbiotheria; Microbiotheriidae. Gene Ontology annotation, cellular component: PAM complex, Tim23 associated import motor. The transcript is spliced from 4 exons. Gene Ontology annotation, biological process: protein folding; protein import into mitochondrial matrix. The coding region runs from base 96 to 749 and encodes 217 amino acids. Gene Ontology annotation, molecular function: adenyl-nucleotide exchange factor activity; protein-folding chaperone binding; protein homodimerization activity. The record is from RefSeq and is a predicted model, not a curated record.